This is a messenger RNA of Mytilus californianus (California mussel), 1695 nucleotides long. RefSeq names its product GTPase IMAP family member 9-like. Bases 300 to 1634 code for a protein of 444 amino acids. The transcript is spliced from 3 exons. Gene Ontology annotation, molecular function: GTP binding. The record is from RefSeq and is a predicted model, not a curated record. NCBI's taxonomy places the organism in Eukaryota, Metazoa, Mollusca, Bivalvia, Mytilida, Mytilidae.
GACUAACAACAAUUUAUAGAUAUAUCAAGAAGUUAAAAUGUACGUUAGGAAGAACUACUUGAAAAAUCCAUCUAUCUAUUAAGAUAUGAAACCUGUAUUAACAAUUCGAAUUCUUCCUUACAUUUGGACUUGAUUUAUGCAUGCAUCCCGUAUUGACGAGGAAAAGCAUAUAGAUUAGACGCCUCCAGUACUGAUGAGGAAAACAUAUAUAGAUUAGACAAACUACAAAAUAAACUUCCCGAAAUUUGUUUGUAUUAAUUACAGUAAAGUACCCGUUAUUAAUCAUUUAUUGGUGAAGUAUGUCACAGUGGAUGUGUGAUGGGUGUACCUUUUUGAAUGAACAUUGGAGAAAUAAGUGUAAGGUGUGUAAGAGUUUAAAGAGCAACGAAGAUUAUGGCGCCUCUGGUGGUGGAAACGAAUCUGAAGGCAGACCAGGAUCGUGCAAAAAGAAAAAUUGGACUUGCCCUCAAUGUACAUUUAUUAACCAAACAAUGAGUAACAGAUGUGGAGCGUGCCGUAAAACGUCUGAAGGAUGUGACCCAGUGAAGAAAAGAUAUAGCAACAAAACUUACUCGCCAGUCGGCACAGAAGAUGAUGAAACUCGAAUAGUACUUAUUGGACGGACAGGCACUGGGAAAAGUGCAACAGGAAAUAAUCUUUUGGGUCGCGAUCAUUUCCGAUCCCUUACUUCCGGUUCUUCAGUAACAGAAAAAUGUAAACGCGGAGAAUCAAAACGAAAAGGGAAAAAAGUUGUUGUUGUUGAUACACCGGGUUUAUUCGACACGGGAGCCACAAAUGAAACUGUUACCAGGGAGAUAAUUAAAUGUAUCGGAAUGACGUCACCAGGACCUCACGCAAUGGUCCUUGUUGUUAGUGUUGGUCGAUUUACUAAGGAAGAACAAGAUACAGUCAAACAUUUUGUUGACCAUUUUGGUGAAGGUGUUCUUGACCAUAUGAUUGUACUUUUCACCAGAAAGGAUGACCUUUCAAAAUCGAAUCAAACGAUUGGCCAAUACGUUAAAACUGUCCCGAAAGAACUAAAAACUAUACUGAGUCAGUGCGGAAAUAGAUUCAUUGCGUUUAACAAUGACGCGGUUGGACAGUCAAAAACAGAGCAAGUUGAGGACUUUUAUGAAAUGGUAGAGUCGAUGUGCAAUGACAAUGGCGGAUCUUGUUAUACAAACGAAUUAUACAAGGAAGCAGAAUCCGCACUACAGAGGAGGAUGCGUAUAGAAAGGGAAGUAUUGGAAGAGCAAAAGGAAAAAGAAAAAGAAAAGAUAAGAAAUGAAGUACAAUUUAAAUACAAAAGAAAACUUGAACACGAAGCAAAGGAGAAAAGUAAAUUGGAAAAUGCCUUAAAAUCCAAGAAAAUAGAAUCUGAGAAAGACAAAUUAAAUCUACAGAAACAACUUGAAGAAGCCGGUCAAAAACUGAAACGGGAGUUAGGGAAAAAGGAAAAGGAAUUACGGGAGCAAAUAAAGAAAAAGGAAGAUGAAUUCAAACAAAAAAUGACCGAAGAUGCGUUAAAAACUAAUCAAAGAAAUAACGUUGAAAACGAAAAAGGCGAUUUUUUUUCUGAUCUUAUGGGAGGAUUAGCUAAUGUUGGUAAAAAACUUUUCAAAUUAUUUUUUUAAAUAGGUUGACAGCACAAAAUGAAUAAAAUUCAAAUCCAGAUUAAAUAGAAGUUGUACUUAC